Messenger RNA from Mobula hypostoma (lesser devil ray), 3584 nucleotides. It is a transcript of the gene mvb12ba, whose product is annotated as multivesicular body subunit 12Ba. The transcript has 11 exons. The record is from RefSeq and is a predicted model, not a curated record. Gene Ontology annotation, biological process: viral budding; regulation of epidermal growth factor receptor signaling pathway; virus maturation. Gene Ontology annotation, cellular component: ESCRT I complex; late endosome. Lineage: Eukaryota; Metazoa; Chordata; Chondrichthyes; Myliobatiformes; Myliobatidae. Bases 276 to 1289 code for a protein of 337 amino acids.
AUCACCCCCUACCCUCCCCGCGCUCUCCCUCCGCCGGGUCGAUGUCACGCUCCUCCUCUCUCCGCCGCCGCGCCGUGCCCCGCCCCGCCGCCCGCGCUCCCCUCCCCACCCCUCGCUCCCUCGGCUGAGCCCCGGCGCACGGCUCCACGCCAGCCCGAGGCUCGGGCCGCGGCGGCAGGCCUCGGCCUCUGAUUUCUCUUUAAACCACCAGCCUCCUCCCCUCACCCCCUCGCUUUGUUUCGGCAAAUUGCAAUAAAGUCGGGCGGCGGGUGGCCAUGAAAAGCUGCUUCUGUGUCAGACGGAGGGACGAGCUGCCGCAGCUAACAAGUCGUUCAAUGAUGCCUGAAAUAUGGGAUCUGUCUGAAGCUUUGCCAGAUCUGUCCAUGGAUCCAAUUACGGGUGUUGGAGUGGUUGCAUCACGGUAUCGGGCACCUGCCAGUUAUGAAGUAAUUUCGCUAACAGCAGAUGGCUUGGAUGCUGACCUCUGGAAGGACGGCUUAUUUAAAUCUAAGGUCACUAGAUAUCUCUGUUUUACGAGAUCAUUUUCUAAGGAAAACAGCCAUUUAGGGAAUGUGCUAGUGGAUAUGAAGCUGAUCGAUUUAAAGGAUACUUUACCGGUGGGCUUUAUCCCUAUUCAGGAAACAGUGGACACACAAGAGCCAGCUUUCAGGAAGAGAAGGUUGUGCAUCAAAUUUAUUCCUCGUGACUCGACUGAAGCUGCCAUUUGUGAUGUAAAAAUCUUUGGCAAAUCCAAGCAGGCCCCCCCACAAUAUACCUUCAUUGGAGAAUUGAACAAUAUGGGAAUCUGGUACAGAAUGGGAAAAGUUCCAAGGACGCAAGAAAUCCUAACCUCAGCCACAGCAGCGACAACGACAGCAUCUGUAGCCCUGACGUCAUCUUCACCGACACCUGCUCCUAACCUUCCCAGGCACAUAUCUCUGACACUUCCUGCCAGUUUCCGAAAUAAGAUGCAUGGUACCAGACCAGACUUUGAACACCAGACCUCCAGCCUAUAUGCCAUAUCAGCAAUGGAUGGCGUGCCUUUCACGAUUUCAGAGAAAUUCGCAAGUGCAAUAGAAGCUGUGCAGCCAGAUGAUUUAAUGGGCAUAACAAUCAAAUCGUUGGCUGAAAUAGAAAGGGAAAUAUUGGAACAUGUAAAGGAAAAAGCUCUCUAUGUGCGUUCAGCUAGCAUAAAUACGAUUACAGCUUUAGAACAGAACAGAGUGCGGCUGCUCGUCUCCCACCAAGUCCCGCAAAAUGCCUGCAGUCACAGAUGUCCUGAAGACUGAUCUUGUUGGGGCUGGUGUAAAAUUUUGGGACAGAUAACUACUGGAACAAGCCACCAUCAGAAGCAGCGUUGUUGGAGAUUUUGUGUUAUGUACCUUCUACUGAAAUAGCAGCCUUGUACUGGCAAAACGGACAGUAUUUCCAAUAACCAACAAUCUACCUACAACUUCACCUUUUCUACAUGGACUUUUGUAAAUAGUGGUUAACGCAAUCCUUAAUUUCUGAUCUUCAGCCCUCGGACAUGAUUAACCUGUUACUAAGCAAAGGCUGGGCGUUUUUGCUUUCGUGAGCCAUAGUUUACUUCUUUUCAUUGUUUCUUUCACCUGAAUAUUUUGCACACUUUAGAAAUCCUACUAGAACAGUCCCUUUCACAAUCUGUGCAGAAUUUUGAUUAAUAUAUAAUCAGACAUUUCUUGUAAAACAGUAUACAAAAUUAGAAGUACUUUUUAAACUGAAAAAAAAACUUGGAAAUACCAUGACAUAGCUGCUUUAUUUACUAAUAAUUCAAACUUCUAUCCCAAAAUACUGAAUGAUAUUUAAGCCUGAAUUUAGCAAAGUCAAUGUAUUGUUUUUUCCGUGCAGGUCAGUGAACGGGGAAUUGGAGACGCUCACAGGUAUUGGUUGUCUUACGAUGUGCCGAAAUACAUGAGCGUUCUCACAUUGUUUUAUUUCCAUUGGUCCUCUAAUCCAAGACUGCUCUCCACUCUUUAUGGUUUGUGGUUUAAUCCGUGCUUGCUCUCUUUAUUUCUUCCCCUGAAUUCUUCAAGGCUGUCAGAUUUUCUGUCAGAGUUAAUGUGAUACCAGAAAUCCAAGUUGGACAAAAUUCCAGCAGAUUUUCGGUGCUGUUACUAAAGUAUUUUUCUCUUUUUAUUCCCCCAGUUUUCCGUUGAGAUUCUCAUUAUCUCCAGCAAAACCUUCCAGCCUGUAAAUUCUUUCACCGUACUUUUUUUAAAAAAUGUUGUUUUGAGAAAACAGUAUUAGUUAUGUGGUAAUUGGUGAAUGAGAAUUAAAACAGGAUCUUCCUCAUUGUUACUUUAUCAACCUGGGGCAUUUGUCCUAUCUGAAUGCAUUAUUUGAUUAUAGUCUUUCUACACUUGCAUAAAGUAUGAUUCUGUGAUUGUAAUCUGAGUGAAAAGUAUAGGUUUGUCAAAUGCACUGAAUUUGCUUUGCACUGCAUUUUGGUUUAAUAUUUUGGGCUCUCUUUAUAACAUGCAUUUUGUUUUUCAAAAUUCCUUCUUUUUGUCUUGUUUGGAACUCUUAACACCGUGGAAAUGUUGUGUUAUAAGGCCUUGCUGUUGUCUUUUUCUUCAAUGGCAACGCUUUGCUUACCAGCCUUUAUCUCAACGCUGCUGCCUCUUUGCAGUCUGUAGCAGGAAAAGUCGACGUUCAGUCCGAAGCAUGCAGCAGACACCAGAACUUAGGGUUGCAGUGGACAGCAGCUGAUGAACAAAGUAGACACAUGCUGGCUGGUUUAUACUUAGCCUGUAGCUGUUAUAUAUAGCGAUUUUUUUUUUCCCCAUCCUUCCCACCAGCACCACCCUGCUCCCCCGCCCCUCGACGACUUCAUGCCCAGUGCAAACCAAAUACUGCCAUUGUCAGAUCGGUUUUGUGGGUCGAGCUGAAUAGUUGUCAGUGCUUUAGAACUGCAUGUCUGUAACUGUGUGUGGGGAAACUUAUUUAGGAUAGUGCCUCAUAACCCGUGGUGUAAAACAAGUAUUCUGACUCGGCACAGUAUGCUUAAGCUAAGUGUUUCAAAGCCUUGGAACAGUUGAUUUUUCAGUCCUGCAUGAGCUGUGUCCUUAAUUCUUUAGUAUAAGGAAGCGGAGCUACAUUUCCUGUGUCUAUUUUGUCGAGAUUACACAAAGCACCCGAAAAGACAUUUUAUUUUCAUAUUGACUGCAUCUUACAAUAUGGAGGAGCUUAAUGAUGCAAUGGUAGUUUGUUACUGAAGGAGGAAACUUUGUGUAAAACAGCUGAGUACUUUAAAUAUGAUCAGCCAUCUUCAUUUCACUCACUUGUGUUUAUUUUAAUUAAAACAUAACAACAUGAGACAUUUAAAGUGUAGAAAUUCCACCCAAAUACUACAACUUCUUUAAAAAUAUUUGGAAAAACUUUUAACUUUCUUAACAGCUGAUUUUUAAUUAUGUUGGAGAUUUAAACCACUGUUUUGAAAAACUUAGAAAUAAAACUUUUGCUGUAUUUAUUGUAAACUUGUCUCUGUACUUGCAGACAAAGUUUUACAAUUUGGUUUAUAGCGUCUGUAUUAAUGUAACUUGUUAAAUAAAAUAUCCAUUUUA